GCUUUGUUUGGGAGGAUAGCCAGGCUGACGGUUUGGCUGACCACGUGUGCCCUGAAGCUGUGAUCAUCGUGGUUGAUCCUGAGCCUGAUCCCGCCGUCGCUCACGAGAACAAGAAGCGCAAGUUGACAGCUGACAUCAUGUCGCAGGAGAAG
Durusdinium trenchii is the source of this 152-nucleotide messenger RNA. The record is from the annotation of a GenBank genome assembly. Lineage: Eukaryota; Dinophyceae; Suessiales; Symbiodiniaceae.